This is a messenger RNA of Varanus komodoensis (Komodo dragon), 12574 nucleotides long. RefSeq names its product muscleblind like splicing regulator 3 (gene MBNL3). The record is from RefSeq and is a predicted model, not a curated record. The transcript has 9 exons. Gene Ontology annotation, molecular function: metal ion binding. Lineage: Eukaryota; Metazoa; Chordata; Lepidosauria; Squamata; Varanidae. Bases 1237 to 2316 code for a protein of 359 amino acids.
UCCUUUUUUUAAAGGAGAAAGAGUUGGGAGUUUUGGCAGCACCUCGGACGGAUUCGGCUGCCAUUCGCUGACUGCCAGUUAUUGUUUGCUCCUUGGCGUGGCAAAACACCCGAGCGAGCCAAGACGGUCCCCCAGUGCCUUGCCAAAAGCCGUGGGGAUGUUUGGAGACAGUUGGAGCGUUGAGCAGUGACAGUGGCAUGAGCACGGAGGAGGGCUCUUAUGGAAGAGGUGUGGACCUUGGAAACCGCAGCUCCUGCACGCAGGGAGAUGGCGGCAGAGUUUAGAGGGAUGAGGUUGCUGGAUAGUGCCUUCCUUGAAGCCCGCAUCAUCACUGCUGUCUAGGGCUUUGCCACGCUCGCUUUUUAAAAAUAUAUAUAUCCAUAUAUAUAUUCCCUUCUUUUUUUGCUGAUUCAUUUUUUACGUUGGGUGCUGCUUGCUGUUCACAUCCCGACAGUAACUCGACCAUCUUUUUUUCCUUCCCCUUUACAACUCAAUUUGCUCAGCCAUCUUUUAUCCCCUUCCUCCUGACUAUGUAGCAAACUCAACUCUUCUUCUAAAAAUAAAAAAAAGCAAAGCAAACAAAAGAAAAGGAAAUCAUAACCUUUCUUCGCUUGGCUUGAGUACUUGCAACGUUGUUGGAUUUUGAGAAGCAAGACGGAAGAGUCGAAACUUGUGAAAAGAUUCCUUCCCCGCCAAGAAACGAAAGCAUUCCAUUCAACCUGCAGCUGAGGCUUUUUUCUGUUUUUUGUUUUUGCAUUUUGAGGAUUGCUGAAAUAACUGGAGAGCACAGAAUCCUUGGAGGAAAAUAAAAGUCUGCCAGUUAUUUUGAAAUAAUUUUGGCAGUGGCACAAAUAUUAUAUAUAUAUAUAUAUAAAUAUAUAUAAAUAUAUAACAUUUCUAUUUUAACUUCGACAAUUGCACUUUUUAGGAGCUGGCCUCUAAUUUGAUUUCUGAGUUAACUCUGAUGAGAUUUCUAUUUUAUGAUUGGCUUUAUGUUUCAUCCUUGUUUUCGACAAACACAAUUUGAGUUCAAUGGAAACCUAAGUGCUGACGAAUAGAAAUUUUACCAAAGCAACAAGUUAGUUCUUUCUUCACAGUUUUUAAACUUGAAUUCCCUUUUUAAACUUUUUUUCCUCUUAAAAAAAUCGGCAGUACUAUUCUGCGGAAAAAGGGUGGUGUUGCUCGUGUUUCAUUCCCCCUUUUUCCUUCCCCUUUUUUUUCCGGGUAGUUUUUAAUAUGGCUGUGAACGUUUCUUUGGUCCGUGAUACAAAAUGGCUGACGUUAGAAGUCUGUCGAGAAUUUCAGCGAGGCACUUGCUCUCGGUCUGACACAGAGUGCAAGUUUGCCCACCCCUCCCGGAGCUGCCAUGUGGAGAACGGCCGUGUCAUCGCCUGCUUUGAUUCUUUAAAGGGCCGGUGCACUCGAGAAAACUGCAAAUACCUUCACCCUCCGCCACACUUAAAAACGCAACUCGAAAUCAACGGACGCAACAACCUAAUUCAGCAAAAGACGGCUGCAGCCAUGUUUGCACAGCAGAUGCAGUUCAUGCUACCGGGAGCACAGCUACAGCCAAUUACGACCUUUGCGGUGACUCCUUCGCUUGCAACGAGCCCCACCAUGGCGUUCAGCCCUUACCUAAGUCACGUGUCUCCCGGGAUGGGUUUGGUCCCUGCAGAGCUUUUACCAAAUGCACCUGUCCUGAUGUCUGGGAACCCAGCUGUGUCCGUACCAGGAGGCUCUGCAGGGCAGAAACUGAUGAGGACGGAUAAACUGGAGGUUUGCCGGGAGUUCCAGCGCGGAAACUGCACGCGCGGCGAGAACGACUGCCGUUACGCUCACCCGAUUGAUAUUGGCAUGAUCGACACGAACGAGAACACGGUCACCGUUUGCAUGGAUUACAUCAAAGGCCGGUGUUCCAGGGAGAAAUGCAAGUACUUCCAUCCACCUGCGCACCUGCAAGCCAAAAUCAAGGCAGCUCAACACCAGGUGACUCAAAGUGCUGCAUCGGCCAUGUCUCUGCCGCCUGGUGCCCUUCAACCUUUACCAAAGAGGCCCGCACUUGAAAAAAACAGUCCUGCCACAACAGUCUUUAACCCAAGUGUUUUCCACUACCAACAGGCCCUCGCAAACAUGCAGCUGCCGCAGCCUACGUUUAUCCCAACAGUUCCCAUGAUGCACGGUGCUACGCCCACCACUGUCUCCGCAGCAACAACUCCGGCCACCAGCGUUCCUUUCGCUGCAACUGCUACAGCCAAUCAGAUAUCCCAGUUAUCAGUAGAUGAACUGAACAGCAGCAUGUUUGUCUCACAAAUGUAGAAGCAACUACAGAACACAAACCAUGCUGAAAUUCUGAUCCCGAAGUCAUGGAGUUAUCUGGACUUUUCUCUCUUGGUGGGAAGCUGCAGCCAGACACUGCAAAUCUAGAAGUCCAUCUUUUCCUCCUCUCCAACAUCUACAGUAAGCCGAUCGCAGCCUACAUGUUAACCAAAAACUGAUUCAUGGGAAUGUCAAACAUUUUUUUAAAAAGCACUAUAGAAAAACAAUUAACAAAACAGCGCUCUGGUAUACAAGUCAUAGAAGUAGAGAACUGUAACAAUAGACUUUUAUAACACCUUCCUUUAACACACUUUUAAAAAAAGCAUUUUUUCUGACUACCAUCAAGACAAAGUGCUCCUGCACAAUGGACUUAAUUGGUUUAUUGUUCUAUUGUCGAUGGAUAAAUGUUUGUCUGUUUUUAAAGUGUUAUCUUACUGUUUUGUUUACAUCCUAGUCUAUAUUGAUUUGUUUGGGGGGAGAGAGAGAGAGAGAGAGAGAGAGAGAAAGUUGUACAUCGUUAUCAAGUAUACUCAACAUCAUUUUUUGUCAUUAUCAUAAUGUCUUAUAUUUUCAUAUACUGUGGUUAUUCUGGGUUUUUCUUUUCUUUUUUCUUUUUUUUAAUGACAAGCUAAGAAUGUUAUAGUGGGAAACAGGAAUUAUGUGCUUAAAAAAGAGACAUAAGAAUGUUCAGGAUUUUUAGAAGCUUCCAUCUGAAAACUGGAUUCCAUCUUCGAAUUGAGUCUCUAGGCGUGAGUUGCAAGUCAUGGGAAGGGACAGCCACUGAUGCAAAAAGCGGCCGGAAUGUGAAAUGGAUCCAGAGCGGAUCGGCCCCACCAGGGCCACGUGGAUUUUCAUUCAGAGGGCAGGCAGGAAAUGAGUGAUGUUUCUUCGUUCAAGUGCCAUUUUCAGCUGCAAAUGGCGCACAAUCCAUUCCUGACAUUUUAGCGACCCUAUUUUAAAGACAUUGCAGCAAGAUGGGCCGUACAGUUCCUUGAAAAUGGGGUUUUGCCACGGAGAUCAAAGCACUCUGUUGUGUUUCAACACGGCAUGAAAUACUUCUAUUUUUCUUUAAAACUUAAGUGAUGUGUAUUUUAACCCAGGAAAGUAGCACCAAACGACAGGCUUGGUUCUGUAACGUGGACAGUUGACACACAAAAAAGCAGAGUUAAAACAAUCUCCUGGGGAGUUCCCAGCCUGUGCAUAAAACCUCAGCUCCAUAGUGUUGCAGCACAGAUGAAAGAAUGGAGUUCAAAUUCCAGUCCUUGUGUUGGUGGGUGCAGUAUUUGGUCAUUUUGGAUCAACCAACCCAUUUUGUUUAGGUCUUGUGUGUUUUAAUAUGGGCUGGUUGAUAUCCUGUCCUUGGCACAGCGUAGGAACAGUGAAGAAGACAAAUCUGGGGAGGUGGGGCUGACACGCAUCGGAUGCGGGGUGAAGAAGAUUCACGAGGCCAGCCGCACGAUCAGUUAGGGCAUGAGAUCAGGUCUGGCGGUGAGCCCCAAGGAAGGAGCCAGGACGCAACACGUAACAUCGGCCAUGUGAAAUGGCCGCUGUUCGGUCCAUUAACGCUGGCAAGUGUGGAGAGGAGAGUGCAAACAGUUGCCCCCAGGAAGAAGGUUUCGUGCUGUUACAACACGCAGCCUCAUUUUACAGUUGGAACAGGCCAAAAGUGAGGCUAGUGGCCUCGGAGAGCAGUGGCCCAUUCCUGUUGAGCCGUUCCGGCUCCAUCUCUCUCACCAUAAGAGUGACUUCCUGAUGCAGUUCCCCAGGCUCCGUGGUGCCCAAAAUCCAUAUUGCUGCUGCUGUGUGGUAGUCAGACAAAACCAACCAGCCAAUAUCAGGAGAGGAGCCAAGGUAGACAGAGCACAUGCAUUUCCUGUGGCAAGUGUCCAGUUCCUGUUACAUUUGGUGGUGGAUUCACAAGGCUUUAAAGCCAAACCACACCUGACAAAGGCUUUUCACCAAAAGUGGUCUUAAGGUAGAGGAAAGUCUCAGGAGUUAUUUUAUUGUGGCAGAAGGGUAAAACCUGUUUAAGAGUAAAACCCCUGCUUAACCUGUGUUGCUACACCCAGCUGAAUUCCUACCUUUGGAUUAGUUUCUGAUCUAAGUCUUCCUGCUUGCUUUGCUCUGUGGAUUUAAAAAUAUGCACGAGCAGAAGCAUAACACUUGCUUGUUGCGCAUGCUUGCAUAGUCGGGAAUCACUGAGGGAGGCAUCUGGGCCCUUUCUGACCAAGGGAAUUCCAGGCAGUUAGAAAACCUAGAGGGACAUCGUUAAGCGAUCUUAAGCCUUCAAGGUAAGGGAAACCUUUCCAGAGAUAGAUAAAUAGAAAUGCCAAGCUAAAUCACAGCUCAUAACACACACAUUUAACAAAAAUGCACUGAAUUGGAACUCGAAAGUUUGCUUGUAUAAUUCUCAUUAUUUUGCUGUAAAUGCUAGUUUUUCGCCUAGCAGUAAAUUUCAAAGGAUCAAAGUUCUGGCUUUUUAAAUUAGCAGUCAUGAUCCGAGAUUGAUCACUGAAGUUUGAACCCCAUGAAAUCGGUCUCUCUUUGGAACAUUCGUGCCCCACUAUUUGGUGAGAAAUAUGGAAGCCCAUCUUUGAGCCAGAAAAACCCUAUCUUGGUGCUACUUUGCAGGGUUGCUCAAGGCCUUUAGGCCUAGCAGGAAGCCAUAGAAGGUUGUUGUGAUUUAUCUCAUCAAAUAACAUUUAAUAUAUUUCUUUGCAUUUUCCCAGUCAUUUUAAUGCAAGAGUUCUGCCUUCUCUGAAGUGGGGUGGAGGAAGCAAAAGCAUAACCAUUCCCCCUUUGGCUCACCAUCUGUUUCUCGGCUUUGUAACUUUGCUAGUUGGGAAAACAAGUGACUGAGUACUUCCUAGGAGAAAAUGUGUGCGUAUUUUAAAAAUAAUCCUGAUGGGUGGGUUUUGCACAGCCGGUGGCAGUGCCUCUACAAAGAACAUACCUGAGUUCUAGUUGGGAAGGACAUGUCUGUAUAUAUAAGUCCAUAUGUAUGCUUGUGUUAGCUUUAUGGUUUUAAGGGAGGUCGGUUGUUUUCAGUGCUGUCGCGGGGUUUCGGUGCAACCAUGGCGCUUUGGCAGAACCCAUCUCCUGUUUUCUCAGAAUGAUGCUCCAGAGCAACAUCUCGCAAGGAUGUGUAUAGAAUGUAAACUCUAAAACGUCUCCACAGCAUUCGUGUCACAGUUUCCAAGCGCUGAAAAGAGAAUAUUUCAGAGGUGCAACUUUGCUUGUUUUUGCAAAAAUGGUGGCACUAGGAAGCAGGGCGGCCUCAGCAGAUCGGGGGUGAGUUGUCCAGCAGAAGGUGGGAGUCGUUAGUGCAUGCCUGGAAUGUUUGCACCCCGGCACACACACACAUAAACACAUAGCUGCACACUCUCUCUCUCUCACACGCACACACACACUCGCAAACAUAUGCAUUCUUUCUUGAUGGGGUCCAGGAAUAUGAGUUCGGGGUAGACUAUUUAGGUGCCACCAUUUUUUUAAGUAGUAGUUGGCAAAUUUAACAUUUGUUUGUAAGAGAAAUGUUUUGAGGAAAAAGCAAAGCUUGAAGCACUGGGGACAACACCAAAAUUAACACAAAGGGGUUGGGGGUGGGGGGGAAUGAAAAAAUGCCAUUGUGAGGGUAGCACUAAUUAAAGCUUGUUGUGCAAUGACUUCUUUAUUCAAGAAAGAAAAAAAACGCAGUCGACAGACUAUAAAAUCCUACAUAGGUGUGUUCUAUUUACAAAGUCGCUGAGCUGUUUGGUGACUCUAAACAAAAUGUUGCAAACACAGAUAUUCCACUUUUAUUUGACUACAGAGAUGUAUGUAAAGUUUGUUCAAAUCAGUAUAAUUUUAACAACUUUUUAUAAGCUUCCCAAGUUGGACAAACCUAAAGAUUCUUUUUAAUUUAUCCAAAGUUCUUUCUCUUGCGUGCGCACGCAUGGACUCUUUUUUUAUAUAUAUAUAUUGGUGUAUGUGUGCCCAUUUCCUCUCAGCCUUAUGCAAACAAUAUGCAAGAAAUGCUGAAACUUGAGUAAAACGGGUCAUUGCAGAGGGAAAAGGAAACGCUGAUAGACGACUUUUGAGGGGGGAAAAGAAGGUUAGUGAAAAUAAUCCAUGGAAAGAAAUAAAAAUGUAAAAAAGAACAAAAACAAAACCCAAACCUGCUACUAAACUGUUAACAUAAUGUACACAGACAGUGAAAGAGGGAUUUUAAAAUGCAAGGAUUCUUAAAAGGGUUGCCUUUUUUUUAAGUAGUGCUCCAAUGCAUUGGAACACAACUUCUUCAUUAUCAGCCACAGAACGUCGUUUUGUUUGGUACCGGAGGUGGGCAGCAGGUACUGCUCAGGUGUUUGGAACCAAAACACCUGUGAGUCCCAGCCAGGGUGGCCCAUCAGCAGGGAGGAUGGGGGCUGUAGUCCCAGACCUGUGAUAGGCAUCCGCGUGUCUCUCUCUGGCUUAGCGUGAAAUAGCUCCAUUCCAGUUUUGUGGCAUCGUUGGUGCAUUUGAAAUGAACCGCGGUGUUUCCUCGCCCCUCCCCAGCCAUCCCACGCGCUCCGCUGGCGAACCCUCCCAGACACUUCUUCCUGAUCUGCCAUGUACCACGUGCUGCACUCGGAGCGUUUGCGGGCGGAAUUCCGUGGCUGGCUGGCCUGCCCCGCUGGGCGGGAGUCCUCGGGCAUGGCGAGGCGUUUUCGGGGGGGGGGCGGGCACAUGUGGACCCGCACCUCGUCUGAGGACUGAAAUACACACAAGCCGGGAUCUGAAACGCUGGUCUGCGUGCGUACCGUGGUCGGAUUUUUGUGGGUGUGCAUUUUCUUCCUCUGGAUGCCAGGCCCGCUGCUCAUGCCACUGCUCCAGCUCUUCCAAAACCCAGUUUCUGGGCCCACCUGUCACGUGGCGCUGGGGCGGGCCAUUGCUGGAGAGAUCUCGGCGCCCAGGCGUGCUCUUUUUGGCCCCGGCUGCCGUGGGCUCCUCACAGGUCCCUGCUCCCCGGGACAUCGGCCGGGAGGCCCUCUUGUCCCAGGCGGCUGCUGCAGAGCGAAAUCCUUGCCAGGUUUUCAGUGGGGCCUCUCCUAGGGAAGGCCUCAGGGCCGCCAGGUGAGAAAACGUGCGGGAGGCAGGUCGGGGGGCCGCUCACCCGGUGCUGCUCCCGCCCAGCCCCCGUUCAUACUGAGGCAACCCCCCCCCCCCCCCCGAGAACGGACGCCUUGUAGCCCAGCCCUGGGCGCGUUCACUCAGAAGUGCGUCUUCCCGUGUUGCAUGGGGCUUCCAUCUUGGUAAACGCGCUUCAGGGCUGCAACUCCAGGCUGCUGUUCGGCCGCAUCAGACCAAGCGACUUGCCCAUCUCCUGGGCACUCUCGACUCUGCCUAGUACUUAAUACAGGAAAACUCUUCCAUACUCACAUCCUAUGCAAGUUUAGACAGAACAGAAGUGCUACAACUAUCAGCAGCCACGUGCUGGUGCAUGCUCGGACUGUAGGCUUUUGUCCUGCCAAAGCUUUCAUAAGAUCGCAGCUGAAGUAGGCCAAGAAACUGGAUUCCCACCCGCGCAAUCCCUGGUGCAUUUCACCUACCUGCAAUGGGAAAAAGUGAAUUUUUUGAGGAAAAUCUUAACUUCCCCUUCUUCUGAAAGGAUGUAUGAUGCUAAUGAUCUGAUUUUUACCAUGUGCCUGAUGAAGGCCUUAGAAUAUAUUGUAUGUUAAAGACUGUAAUAACUUUUUUAAAGAAAAAGAAUAUUCGUUGGUAGCCUGAAAUAAUUGUAAAUAUAGUUUAAAAAGACAUUGUUACUAGGCUACAACAGGUUAAUCCAUGUUGCAUUAUUUUCCAUUUCUUUUACUGUUAGUUUAAUUUUUUUUCAUUCUUGUUUUUUAUAUAUAUAUAUAUACACACACAUAUAUAUAUAUUAUAUCUUUAGUAACUAAUGAAUUUAAUUUUUGAAGGAGAGUUAGAGAAUGUUUAAGAUUUUUAAAUACAUGUAUUCGACUCAUUUAGUUACCUUCAAAAACGACACUGAAGCGCAUGUCAAGAUAUAGAUAACAAAUAAGGUCCAUAACUAGUUUGUAUAGUUUGCAGUUUAAGAACAAACAAACAAAAAAAGAAUUAACUUUGUAACUCCUACAAUGAUAGAUUCAUUGUUAACUAAUUAUAUUAAGUUGUUGUUGCUAUGGCAACAAAACUACAACAUGGCUACCUUUGUAUACAUUAUUUGUGAAAUUUUCACAUGUAAAUUUAAAAAAGUAAUGUGUAACAGUAUGGGUUCGUUUAAGGUACAGUUCGAUACUGUCAGAGAAAGAGAUGAUUGAAUAUUUUUAAAAUCCCAAAGUCCCAUGUGAACGCUGGAUCUGUGUCCUUUAUGUCACUUUUUCAGUCAAAAAGUUUACAACACAUGGAUUUAGAGUCAGGUUUUAUAGCUUGUAGGAUUGUUGUGUGGGUCUGGGCAUUCCACAUUAUUUUUCUCCUCGGCAAUACAGAGACGGGAAGCUGUUUGGCUUCUUUCCCAUAAAGCGGAAACAGACGUAGGAAAACCCAGUUUGGAAUUUGACAACCUCCAAAGCAGUAUUUGGGGCACAAUUCAGCAAACGCUGGUUACAGCUGAGUCCCAUCCUGUGCUAUAGGAUGUGUUGCAACCAGCGCUCGCUUCGGAUUUUGCACUGGCCCUUGGUUUUGUUACCCAGAGACUUUCUCACAGCAGGACCCCAUGACUCAGACUCUCAGAAACGGAGUUUUGCAAUUAGUGGGGUCUUCAUUGCAGGAAAGAUUCAAAUUCAGGACGUUGAUCAGAUCUUGAACUUUCUGGAAAAAAGUACCAUUGCUUCUCAACACGAAUACGUUCGUAACAAAUGUAUUUGUUGCUUCCAAUGCCAAACAUCACAUUUCUGUAAUUAGAAGCUUUUACGUGAUUACGUCCAAAUCACAACUGGGAAAUAAAGAAAGAAAAGCUGUACAUAAGAAAAAAAUAUUGUGGAGUGACCCUGUAACAGUGUUGAAGAUACAAAUGUGCUGCAGUUAAACUGAUUCAGUGUACGAAUGUGUGAGACACAUCUUUUUGCACUUAUGUACAUAGUCCACGAAAGAAAUCCUUGGAACUUAUUUUGAAUAUAUUAAAAAGUCUGUAAUAAUACAAGGAAAAGUUUGUAAAAGAGAUUACUAAGGCUUUGAAAAGGAAGAGAUUUUUUGCUAUAAAACUUAUCUGAACGCAUGAUGUUGCUUUGCAAUUACACCAAGCUUUGUAGUUUGCCAUACAGCUUACAAUACAGCAGAAUGAUUCUGGGUCGACUCAGAUGACAAAAACAAACCUAAGGGAAACAAGCACUUAAUUGAGAAAAAGCAAGGUCACCAGCAAAGGUUUUCCCUAAGUGUUUUGCUGCCAGUCCCGAGUGGAAAUAAGAACCAAAGAAGAGCCCUGCUCAGUCCGACCGGAGGAGGAGCUGGUCGCAGGCUCGCCGACCCGCCUUGUACUGUUGGUGCUUGGUUGUGGUGGCAGAUCGCUUCUGGGUGGCGUGGAAGGGCUGUCUCCCAGCUCCACCGCUUCUGGCAAAAACAUGGUUCUGCUUGCCCAGCCCAGUGACAGCUCCCCUCUGAGCUGAAGAAUACCUGCGCCUGCCUGGCGGGAUCCCAUAGAUCUGGAAGCUCUCUUUGAUGCACCUCAGCCCUGAAGGUGGAACUGUUCGAUUCUGCUGCUACAGAGAUCCCAAGUUCAAGAAGAGAGCGAUGAAGCUGAGGGAGCUGUCCAAGGGCUGGUCUCCUCCCAACCAGGGGUUAAUAGGGGUGUUGCUAUAGGGGAAACUCUGUCAGGAAUUUGGAGCAGCGGUGUUGCUGCUCUGUCGACCCCCAGGAUGCAUUCUGAUCGUGUGAUUUGAGGAAAUUCGGGCAAGGAAUGUCCCUGCAGUCACUUGCUCGAGGCAGAUGUUGAACCUUGGGGAGAGCCGGGUGUCUGGAGGAGAACUCGGCCUCCCUCUCGCUUGCCUAGAUUCCAGAGCAGAUGUGAGGGAACGCUCUCCUCUCUGUGUUGGCAGAUGCUGGGCGGGCCUGGCCACUUGGGUUGACUUGGCAGAUGGUUAUCUGCAUUUACCCCUAAGCCAAAGCGAGUCUGUCAGGGGCAAAAUGAAGGGCAAGGCUUCCACACAAGUGGAGGAACACCAAAGCUGGUGGAAGGAGAGGAAUCGGGGCAACGCUGCUCGCAAAGCCAAGUGUCUGGAGGACGCGAGGUGGCGGCGUUCUCCAUGCUGGAUGGGAGCAUGGUGGAUUUGCCACCGAGCUAGGAAGUGUGGCUGUUUGUCAGGAGAGAUGCGUGUCCCAGUUGCGUUGUGUGCCAGGCCAGGUGCUUCCCAGACGGAGGAGCGGAGCAGAGGCCACGUGUUCAGGGGGCCCAGGGCAGCCUCCCCCGACCUGCUUCGACCCAGACAGAGCUCGGGGAACAUCAGAUGAGCACAGGACAGUAGGCUGAGCUUGCAAGUGCAGGAGGAUUGGGGUACCUUUCAUGGCAACUUCGGUCCAAGAUGCUUCCGCUUACCCGCAAGGCAUCUCUUUCUGCAGUGAAACAGCAUGGAGCUCUUCUCCUCCAUGACCAUCCCGAAGCGACCUGGAUGCGGGCCCCCAAGAUGGCUUUGCGCGUGCUACAAAUGCGUGGAAAGGGCGCACAAGGCAACCACGUCUUGCGAGAAGGAAGAACUUGCACAUCGCGUGCUGCUGACGAUGCACGAGCGCCUCCUGUGCCCAAGGAGGGCCGGGUGGGGGAAGUGUGCGCUGUCACCCGUUCACACGCGCAGUGUGUCGUGGCUGUGAACACCUCCACCAGAAGUGCCAUGAAGUCCAGGAAAAUCCGUGUGGAAGGCCCUCUCCGCUCGAGGGCCUCGGGGGCAGGGCCUCUCCUCCGCACGAGGACAAACGGGGCCCGUGCGCAAGGGGAGGCUGCCGCUCGGAGGCCGUCUGGGCGAGCACUUAGGGAACACCUGUGCUAGUGACCUUCACAGCCAUAUUCUUGACCAUCAGGAAGGCACGUGCCUCUUGGGAGAAGGCAGCAAAACAUGCAAACCAACCAACCAACAAUGCAACGAUUGAAACGACAAAAACCACGUGGUCUUUUCCAAACACACAACAGAGGGAAAUUACCUGACGCAGGAUUACAAGGUUCCAGAUCUUUAUUACUGUACACAGAUGCUAUUUGAUAGUGGUGGAAGCCAAAUAAUUUUGUUGCCAUGGCUUUUGUAUCUUAGCAGCUGAGGGAAUGACACGGCCAUCCGUCAUGGGGGGCGGGGGGGUUGUUUUUCUUCCAAGUCACAAACCACAAGAGGUGAUCUAGUGGGUAGCUGGAAAGAUGGCGAAAUAUUCUAUCGACAUUCAGCAAUCAAAGUCACAAAUAAAAAGCUGCAGGAUUAAACUGGGUUUUUUAAAUAGAAAAUUAGGCCUUUUUCCCCUCUGCCAGAAGAGAUUUUGAAGAACUAAAUCCCUGACAAUUGUUUUCUACUGAAAGUUGAGUUCUUCUACAGUGGUCACCAAUAGCAGAAAUGCAUCUACAAGAAAACCCCCAGAGACUCUGGCUAGAUUUCCAGUUCUGCAUUCAAACUUUAACCUGGGACAAAUACGGUCUUUUGAUCUGAAAUCGGGAUGUACAGUGCGUGCAUUGUGAUCAAGUUCUCCUUUGUUUGAAUUCUGGUUAAGAAAAAUUAAAAUCCAAAAGAUGCUGUUCCCAACUCUCUUACACUGGCAUGGAAGAUCUUUCGUGUUGUGGGCUUGGGUCGGCGUAACAAAGUAAAUCAAAUUCCCUCCCCAAUUGGCUCAAAAAGUGCAAAGUGGGGAUAACAUUAAAGAGACUGGUUUCAUCUUUGAAAUGGGAACCGUGUUGCACAGACUUUAAAUAGUGCCCGCUUUGGGGUUGUGCAUGUGUGGAUUCCCGUGAGAGCUAUCCCGUGCUCACGGUUCAGGGCAGCAGACUCUGCCUGAAGGAGGAGCCGUAACAAUCCACCCACUCAGCAGGACGGACACCUUCUUGCUGGGAAUCGUUGUGACAUUCUGGUUCCACGGUUGGGCAGAUUUGCCGUAUUCCCGUAUCUUUGUUCCAGGCCAGGAAAAACCUUUCCCUCAGCUGCUAUCAACAGGGUGUAUGCUUUGAUCUUCUUUUCCUUUUUGCCACAUUUCUAUUUCUGUCAUGCGUGUUUGUGCUUUCUAGAACCAUGCAUAAUGCAACUCAUUUUACUAUGUUACUUCUAUAUUGUUAUUGUUUAAUAUUAUUUUUCUGGAUCUUUUAAUAAAGUGUAUAAAAGUA